Molecule: messenger RNA, 2569 nt
Organism: Rhodamnia argentea
Lineage: Eukaryota; Viridiplantae; Streptophyta; Magnoliopsida; Myrtales; Myrtaceae
Product: pentatricopeptide repeat-containing protein At1g52620
Exons: 1
Coding region: 71-2536 (821 amino acids)
Molecular function (GO): protein binding
Source: RefSeq, a predicted model, not a curated record
CACCCGGGUGACUGAACUCCGAGGAGUCGCUAUCUCCUGGCCUCUCCAUAGCUUCCAUUCUCUCUUGAACAUGUCGAAGAACGUUCUCGCCCGCAUCAAGCCCUUUCACAACCCAACCGGCUCAUCUUUCCUCAAACCCCACCUCAAGAGAUUCGUCAACGAAACCAUCUGUAUUCUCAACGACCCAUCUCCCCAGUGGCAAGAUUCCCUUGCGAACCACUUCUCCCAUGCCGAAUUCCUCGUUUCCGACGUUGCCCACCACGUGUUUGAUAGAGUGUACGACGCCGAAUUAGCCUUGAGGUUCUUCCACUGGGCGUCUGGCCGGCGUCGGCAACACGGGUCUCUCGGCGAGAGCGGUUACUCCUCGCUGUUGAAGCUCCUCGCCAAAUGCGGGAUGUUCCCGGAGAUGGAACUGGUGCAGAGUGGCAUGACGAGUGAGGAAAUUAAGCCGACUCGCGAGGCCAUGAAUGUUCUGAUCCGUUCGUAUGCGGAUUGCGGGAUGAUUCAUCAGGCACUUCGGAGUUAUAAUGCCAUGCGGAAAGUCUGUGGUUGCUCGCCAGAUGUUUUCGCUUGUAAUCGUUUGCUUAAUGCGCUCGUGAAUCAUGGGGAAACAAGGGAUGCCCGCAGGGUUUACUGUGAAAUGCUUGAUAGAGAGAAUGCUGAGGGUGUUGACGCCGUGGAUAAUUUUAGUGUUUGCAUCAUGGUCAGGGGUUUGUGUAGUGAAGGCAAAGUUGAGGAAGGUGAGAAAAUGAUCCAGGAUAGGUGGGGACAUGGUUGUAUACCGAAUGUUGUCUUCUACAAUACACUUAUUGAUGGAUAUGUUAAGAUUGGGAAUGUCGACAAGGCCCACACACUUUUCAAGGAGUUAAUUUGGAAAGGUUUUUUGCCCACACUGCAAACUUUUGGGUCCAUGAUCAGAGGUUUUUGCAAUGCAGGGAAUUUUGAUUUGGUUGAUAAGCUCAUCACUGAAAUGGAGGAGAGGGGUCUUGAUGUCAAUCUGUAUAUAUACAACACGAUUAUCAAUGGUCUCUACAAGCAUGGUCGUGCAGCGGAAGCUGUGAAAAUGGUUGAAAAUAUGGUUCUAAGUGGUUGCGAACCAGACACUGUGACAUAUAAUAGCCUGAUUGCUUCUUUGUGUAAGGAUCGGAGGCUGAGGGAAGCUGAAGGUUUUCUUGGAAAGGCACUUAGAAAAGGAUUCACAUCAAACGAGUUAACGUUUACUCCACUGAUACUAGCAUAUUGCAGACAAGGGGAUUAUGAGAAAGCCUGCAAUUUGCUUAUUGAUAUUGCAGAAAGAGGAGAGAAGCCUGACAUGGUUACUUAUGGAGCUCUCAUCCAUGGAAGCGUUCUCCUUGGGGACAUUGAUAUAGCCUUGACAGUUUACAGAAAAAUGAUGGAAAGGGGAGUUGUCCCUGAUGCAGGGAUAUACAAUGUCUUGCUGAGUGGACUUUGCAAGAAAAGCAGGCUUGAAGCUGCCAAGUUGCUACUCAUGGAGAUGCUUGACCACAACAUAGACCCUGACGAAUAUGUUUUUGUUACUAUAGUUGAUGGGUAUGCAAGACAUGAAAAAAUCGCAGAAGCUAAGGAUAUUUUCGAAUUUGCAAUUAAGAAGGGUCUGCAUCUCGGUGUUGUUGGGUACAACGCGAUGAUUAGGGGUUACUGCAGGCUCGGAAUGAUGAAGGACGCAAUGUCUUAUUUCCACAGAAUGUUAAAGGAGCAGCUCAUUCCAGAUGAGAUUACUUACACCACACUUAUUGAUGGGUACGGAAAGCAGCAGGACCUGGACAAAGCAAUGAGGAUGUUCAGGCAGAUGAUUAUAAGAAAAUGCAAGCCAAACGUGGUCACCUAUACCUCUCUUAUAGAUGGGUUUUGCCGCAGUAAAAAUCUUGAUAAAGCUGAAGAUUUAUUUUUUGAAAUGAAAUCUUCUGGCUUAGAGCCCAAUGUGGUGACAUACAGUAUACUAAUAGGCAGUUAUUUUAAGGAGGGAAGGCCUGAAAAAGCAGCCUCCUUUUUUGAACUGAUGCUGGAGAAUAAUUGCAGUCCCAAUGAUGUUACGCUUCAUUAUCUUGUCAAUGGGCUCGUCAACAACAUACCUUGCUUAACAUCUGAGACAGCUACUAUAUACCAAGGGGAGAAAUGUACUUUCCUAAAACUUUUUAGAGAUAUGAUAUUGGAUGAAUGGUCAGCACAAGCUGCUGCUUACAGUGUUAUACUUAUUUGCCUUUGCCAGCACAAAAUGGUUAAAGAUGCUCUCAUGUUGUAUGAUAAGGUGACAAAGAAGGGAUUACUUCCAGAUCCUGUCUUAUUGGCUGCUCUGCUUCACGGAGUUUGCUUAGAAGGCCAAUCACAGGCCCUGAAGGGUCUAAAUCCAUGUAAAUUGAGCAAAGAGGAUCUUAAGGUAGCUUCAAAAUACUCGUCGAUGUUGGACAAAUACUUGUACGAGGAAAGGAGUUCAGAGGCUUCUUAUAUUUUGCAAAUUCUGGUGGUGAAUCAUGAGCCACGUGACCUAGAGGUGCAUGAGGUGGGAGUAACAUAAGAGGGCCUUAUUCUUCAGUGUGUUUCGAGGACA